AGCCAUUUUAGUGCAUACCACAUGGAGAUACUGUAAUAGGAAAAUAUAAAAAAAGCUAAAACAAAGAGAAAAAUGAUGAAAGGAAGACGACAGAAAUAAGGCAAAUUGGAUUCACGGGUCAGUAAUAGAUGAACCACUAUCAAACAGCCAUUUCACAGAAGCCAACAAUGAUCUGAUAUCUGAUAAUUCACUCACCAAUUCAACUGUAGAAACCACUAUGGUCCCGUGAGAUCUUGUCUUUCCAUCCCAAAAGCUGCAAUCUGGCCCUUUAAAAGAGAAUUUAGAGAGUGGAUUUGUUGUUUUUUUCAGUUUUUGAUAUGUCUUCACCAUUAUUGAGUUCUUUGGUUCUUUCAAGAUUUUCUCUCCAAUUUUUCUUGAUUAUUAUCUUGUUUUUAUACACAUUAGGUAGUGAUGAAGUAGUUGUAAAUGCUGCUACUCCAGCAGUUAAAGUUGGGAACAUUUCACAGGUGGAAGAUGCUGCUUAUUUUCGCAUAUACUAUGGCCAGACAUUCAAAGUCAUCAAGAAUGGAUUUGAUGGCAAGAGCUAUCUUCUCAUUCAGGGAUGGGUUCGUUCUUCACUUGAGGAGCAUUCAAAGAAGAAGGGUGGGGAUGGUAACCCAUCUGCAUGAGACGUGAAAGGAUCUUUAAAAGUUGUACUUUUUUGGUAUGCGUGAUGAACAGAUGAUGUGCCACGAUCGGCGGCAAAAUUAAAUUCAGUUCUAAUAAAGGAAGUCAAAGAAUUAAGUUGGUGAGACAAGCAAGAU
Messenger RNA from Olea europaea var. sylvestris, 764 nucleotides. RefSeq lists its product as uncharacterized. The transcript is spliced from 2 exons. NCBI's taxonomy places the organism in Eukaryota, Viridiplantae, Streptophyta, Magnoliopsida, Lamiales, Oleaceae. The record is from RefSeq and is a predicted model, not a curated record. The coding region runs from base 318 to 629 and encodes 103 amino acids.